CACUGGCAGGUGGCCUGUGCACCCCCAGGAGAUGCUGCCUUGUUCAAAGGCGACAAUAUCACUUGCCCUGUAUGAGGCACCCAGUCCUGUGCCUGCAGGAACUGCUACCACACCCUCACAGAGUGAUCUUGUACACUUUUUGCUUCUUCCUCUUGCUUUAAUGAUAGAUUAAAAUAGUUUAUUACUGGAGGCCUACUUUAUCUGUAAACAAAGAAUUCAUGACUAAGCUCACAUAAGCCAAAGCAGCAUGAUGAACAUCCUGUAACCUGGCUCAUUGUGGCUUGCAGCUUUCCUGAGAGGGCCUCUGACAACCCCCUCUGAAUGUCUUAUUCCGUCGUAGGGUGACACUGACAGAGCAGCAUGAGGGCACCAGGGUCUGCUUAGUGCUUUGUCGCUAGAGUACGGAUGGUGGGGCGAGUCUGCCUGUGGACGUUUUCAGAUGUGGUAUCUCAGCGCGUUGCUGACGCUCAAGUGAGGUUACAAGUCAGCAGCGGCUCAAGGUGUUUGAAGAGCCGUUAUGGCAGGUUAUAUUCCCCUUUCCCUCUUCCUCACACCUAUCCUGUGACCUCAGGAUCCUGUGCUUCAUAAAUUCAACUAUGCUGGCAGAAGAUUAACAGGGCAAACCCCAUCUUUCAUGUAGAGUUGAACUGAACUGCUCACCGAAGAGCACCAGAGUCAGCACAGGGAAUGGAAGAAGCGGGCAACUUCCCUGCCAGCCCUUCAGCUGCUGCAAACUUUUGGACUGACUCAGGGAUGCCAGGUAACUUCUCUUGUAAGUCUGGUCCUCUUUCUCUGGUCUUAAUGCCAGCCUGGCUGGAGUUCCUUGGGACCAAAGAAAAUAUAGGUUAUUUUCCACUGCUAAAAAAUGUUAGUCCUCGAACACCAAAAUAGAGCACUUCUAUUUGGAGACAGGAACUUGACACCUGGCAGUGUGUGCACUGCGGUUCAGAGUUACCUUGUGAAAAUCUGCCUGUGUUUGGCCAGCAUAUUAAUUAACCUUUGAAAAGUCAAUAGUUUUAAACACAUUAUAGGACGUUCAAUGGAUUUUGCAAGGUUUCUAACAGUUAAGAAUCUCUGAGAAUCUGCACUCACUGAAUAUGCUCUGAGCCUCUCACAACAUGGAUUUUUCUGGGAAAUUUUGGUCUAAAUAAGACAGUUUUAGGAGUGAGAUUAGAGGGAGGAUACAGCCAAACACUGAGGAAAAAUGGGUAAAGCUGCUUAAAUUAAAUAGCUGACAGCUGUCUUCUGAAUAGAAAUUUUAGGCUGUCUGAAAAGCAGAGGAGAUUAUAUCAGUUUCAGGUAUACUUUAAUACUUUAUCCCUCACUGAUGUGGAAGCAAGUUUCAGGAUCAGCAUUUUGUGGAGUUUUCCCGUCAGAAAAGGCUCUUAUUUUUUGCUCAAAUUCAGGAUGAAAAGAAGGGCUGGAAUGGCCUUGCCCAUUUUUCUAUCACCCUGUGUACAAGAUGUCGCUGCCUGGCUGUACCACCAUCCCUCUGGGCACACGAAUGUGGCUUUGGCAGUGGGACUGGGUAUGACUUCCAGAGGAGACCAGUCCCCCUGCAGACUGCCCUAUGCUGCCCAACAGCAGCUAUCGGGGGAGAAAGGUUGGUUGCUUUUCCCUUGGUUUCUCUAGCUCUUGGUCUCCAAACUGGAAGUACCUUGGCUGCCAGGAGCAGCAGAGAAUUACUUGUUUUUUCCAUGUAAAUCAUGAGACUGGGGUUGUUGGAUCUACUUCAUGAUUCAGGGUCUCAGCUGGUUUGACCGUUCGAUAGGGCAAGUCCCUGGGCAGGUCACCGGAGGGCUCUGGGAACAGAUGAGGAGUAAAGAGGUGUGAUGCAGCAUCUAGAGUGAAUGCAGGUGUCCCAGUGCCCUGGCACGCCUUAAACACAGCCAGCCCGAUUUCUGUUCCUCUGAACAGUGCUGCUCGCGUGUAUCCUUCUAAAAUGGCAUAGGGCAAUAACGCUGCAGACCUUUAACCUGUCUUCCGGUAAGAAAGAGAUUGUAAACCAAGCAAUAAUAACAUAUAGUACAAUAGCAGUUUAUGAUGCUUCAGCAGGUGAACCUGUUUACCAUGAAUAUUUUUCUGUGGGAAGGAGAUAGUGCUGUAUCCCUAGACAGGCCUUCCCCUGCAGGGUCAUCAUGUCCAAUACUUCUUUUCAAUAAAAGCACAGAUAUUUUGUUUUAUCUCGGAAGCACCUUGCUCAAAUGAUCUCAAAUUCAGGCUGCUGGGAUUUCUACAGAAAUUUUUGAGAAAGCUGGAAUAAAUUUACAGAUUGUAGAACAAUGUAAAAGGGGACUGCUGAGCCCAAGUUUGGCUUGUGGUGUCACAGACCCAAUAUUCCCACUCUUGCAAAAUAGUGGGUGUAGCCACAUGACUCCAGACCAUUUCUCCUUAUCUGUGCUGGGUCCAGUGCUUUAGCUGGAAAAUGCCAAAUACACCAUUUCAAUGGGAGCUACACCCUGUAGCUGCAGGCAAAGUAGUUUACAAAGGCUCACGGAGCUUGAACACAGCAGGAUUCAAUGCAUUAUGUAUGGAUCAGCCCUCUGGAAUUGCACAUGCAGGUAAGUCACGCCUGUAGGAAAACAGUAAUUUAAAACCUCCUUCUUCCCCACCUCUUGGAGCUGACUUGAGUUAAAUAUUAACAAACUUGGUUCAUCAAUUCCCUGGUUCGCUUGGCUUCUUUUAACAACAGAUGUUAUUACAACAACUCCUCUGCCGGCCUGCCUCCGCGCUCCUGUCAGCGAGGCCGAUGGUGAAACCCAAGAAUCUGCCGCCGUAACUCUGCCUGCAGAGCGUGGCUGCGGCCCCAGCCAUCUGCUCUCCCCCACCUCUCUCCCUGGGACCACCAAUGCUGCCCGCCUUUGGCAUCUGCGAGUAGCUUGUGCUGUGAGCCACUGAUUGCUGCAGAGAGGCGUUGGUUAAAGGAGACAGAGAAAAGGAGCGAGGGAGCCCAGGGGAAGGUGACUUCUUGCUGUCAGAGGAGGAGGAGGAGGAGGAGGAAGCAGUGAGCAUGGCCAGCAACUCCAGUGCACUGCCCCGGGUGACUUUCCAGACGCCAGAGAAACCUGGGGAGGAAUCAUCACACAGGAAACUGGGCAAGUUAACCAUCAAGUACAACCGCAAAGACCUACAGCGCUGGCUAGACCUGGAGGAAUGGAUCAACACCCAGCUGCAGGAGCUGUACCAAUGCCGGCUAAGAGAGGAAACAGAGGCAGCAGCUCCUGAACCACAAAUUGAUCUUGAAGAUCUCCUGGAGGUCCCUAAUGAAGAACAGAAAUUAAAACUACAGGAAAUCCUCCAUGAGUGCGCCAGCCCGACAGAGGACUUCAUUACGGAGUUGCUUAGUCGACUGAAAGGUCUCCGGAGAGUCACCAGUCCUCAGAAGAAAUGACCUUGUCCACAUGGAGCACCCAGCUUUGGUCACAAGAAAACGUGUACCUUCCCCACAAAAACCAGCAUC
Harpia harpyja (harpy eagle) is the source of this 3460-nucleotide messenger RNA. It is a transcript of the gene PPP1R14D, whose product is annotated as protein phosphatase 1 regulatory inhibitor subunit 14D. Gene Ontology annotation, biological process: regulation of phosphorylation. The transcript has 4 exons. Bases 3011 to 3391 code for a protein of 126 amino acids. Gene Ontology annotation, cellular component: cytoplasm. NCBI's taxonomy places the organism in Eukaryota, Metazoa, Chordata, Aves, Accipitriformes, Accipitridae. Gene Ontology annotation, molecular function: protein serine/threonine phosphatase inhibitor activity. The record is from RefSeq and is a predicted model, not a curated record.